AAUCUCAAAGUUACCGAAACCUAGCCAAAGUCAAAAAAUGGAACUUAUGAAAGGGUAUCUAACCAGAAAAUCAUCUUUUGGUGGUGUCACAGUGAGAGGAAUCUUGAUCCUAUUUUUCCUGUGUCAUGUUGGCUAAACCUUUUUGCCCCCUCUCUCUCACUCCACCGUGUUGAUAUUUUGAAAUUUUCAAGUGUGUUUGGGUGUUUGGUUUCUUAUAAAUCUAAAGGAAAAAUGUGUUGUCAUUAAGGAAGUGAUAUAUUUUCAACAUUCCUGAGCUUCCAUUCACCCCAAGGAUGGUGGGUGGGGAAGCCCAGCAGGCGGAUUCGGCCGAGUCGGAGUGCGGGUCGUCCUCGUCCUCCAGGACGGUGAGCUUCGCCACCUGCAGCGUCUGCCAGCGCGCGUACCCCGGCGCGGCGGCCCUGGGCAAGCACCUCGAGACCCACCUGCCCGCCUACGUGCCCGAGGACGGCGAGGAGGCCGAGGUGCUGGAGUGCGACGUCUGCGGGGAGCAGUUCCCCAACCCGGAGGCCCUCGUGCUGCACCUGUGGACGCACGCGCGCCUGCGCGAGGAGGAGGGCGAGAGCGAGGACACCGUCAAGGAUGGCGGCAAGGACGCCGUCAAGGAUGGCGGCAAGGAUGGCGGGCACGACAGCGACGACGAAGCGGCGACCUGCGACCUCUGCGGCGAGGAGUUUCCCAACGCCGACGCCCUCGUGCUCCACCUGUGGAAGCACGCACGGGAGAGUGACGGCGGAGGCGGCGGCGGCGACGGCGGGGAGGACGGCGAGGACCGAGGCGGCGGGCAGGGCGGCGGCGGGAACGGCGCGGACGGCGACAACGAGGACGCCUACAGCGAGGACGCCGACAGCGAGGACGCCGUCGACGAGGGCGCCGUGGACGCUCCUGGCGCUCCUCAAGCGGGGGCGGACGGGGCCGACACUGCCAAGCCCUUGCGGUACGCCUGCAAGCGGUGCGGCAAGACUUACAGCAGCAAGAUGUCGCUGUAUUGCCACCGGAAGGCGCACGACCUUCACCCCUGCGACCUCUGCGACAGGUCCUUCAAGGGCCGCACGGGCCUCAAAAUCCACCGGAGGAAGUCUCACUCCAUCGGGCCGGCGGGGGCAACCUCGGGGGCAACCUCGGGGGCAACCCUCUCGGCCGAAAAGGCCGCUGCGGCCCCGGAAAUAACAGACUCCAGCAGUGAUUACUUCAAGUGCCACGAGUGUUUAAAGAAGUUCAAGAACCAGGCAUGGUUGACCAGGCACAAGAGCCAGGGCCAGUGCGACUCGUCGGGCGAGCACAAGAGCCAGUGCGGCUCGCCAGGCAAGCCCAAAAGCCAGUACGGCUCGCCAGGCAAGCCCACUCCGCGACUAGCUGUCCAUCGCGGCGUGUUAAUUCCUCCUAGGUUCAAAUGCCCGCCUUCCAAGAAGAAGAGUGCAGACAGACCUUACCGCUGCUCAUUCUGUCCGUGGUCUUUCAAAGCUGUAAACCAUUUGAAAGAGCACUUGCUGGUACACUUGGGGAUAAAACCCUUCCCCUGUCUCACUUGUGACAGAAAAUUUAGAAGUAAAAGAGAUAUGAAAAAACAUUUUCAAAUAUGUAAUCUGAAGAAAGUUAUUUGACAUGGUGUUGCCCUGUGCUAAAAUGUGUUCGAACAAUGUUUAGUUUUAAGCUCCACUUUCAAUGAUUUUAAAUGUUUUUAACCACCGCUCCAGUGCAUGAUUAUGUAGUUGGAUGUUUUCUCUUUUAAAACGUGUCAUUACAAUGCAUUCUUAUUUUGUUAUUAUUAUUAAGAAAUCUCAUUCCAAAUAAACGCGUGCUUUGUUCUUU
Messenger RNA from Thrips palmi, 1830 nucleotides. RefSeq names its product zinc finger protein 771-like. Bases 294 to 1622 code for a protein of 442 amino acids. The record is from RefSeq and is a predicted model, not a curated record. The transcript has 2 exons. NCBI's taxonomy places the organism in Eukaryota, Metazoa, Arthropoda, Insecta, Thysanoptera, Thripidae.